Messenger RNA from Harmonia axyridis, 528 nucleotides. RefSeq lists its product as uncharacterized. Lineage: Eukaryota; Metazoa; Arthropoda; Insecta; Coleoptera; Coccinellidae. Bases 1 to 528 code for a protein of 175 amino acids. The transcript is spliced from 2 exons. The record is from RefSeq and is a predicted model, not a curated record.
AUGAUUUCCAUACAGAGGAAGAGUCUGUUGAGGGUAUCGUCAGCUUACAGGACGGUGUCAGCGGAGGCGGUACAGCUCAUCGCGGGUUUUCCACCAAUUGACCUGAUGUUGGCCGAAAGAUGCUUCCUCUUUACGAGGUGGCAGGAAAGGUGGACAAGGGAGCAUGGAAAGGCGGACUGGACUAAGAGGCUGAUAUCCAAAAUAGAAGCAUGGCUGGAAAGCACACAUAAACGUACCGGAUAUUUUUUUACACAGUUCCUCACAGGCCACGGUUCAUUCGGAACAUAUACGAAAAGAAUAAGGAAAAUACCAGAUGAUAAGUGCAUAGAGUGCAAAGUACCGGAUAGCCCAGAACACACAUACCAGGCAUGUAAGAGAUGGAAUACGGAGAGGGAAGAAGUCAGGAAGGAACUGGGCACACUACCACCGAUUGAGGAGAUCAUAACAAGAAUGCUGGAAACACCUGAGAGCUGGAAUAUACUGUACAGCUAUAUAGCCGGGAUAAUGAGGAGAAAGGAGAGAGGAUAG